Messenger RNA from Exophiala xenobiotica, 2686 nucleotides. RefSeq lists its product as uncharacterized. Gene Ontology annotation, cellular component: membrane. NCBI's taxonomy places the organism in Eukaryota, Fungi, Ascomycota, Eurotiomycetes, Chaetothyriales, Herpotrichiellaceae. Gene Ontology annotation, molecular function: amino acid transmembrane transporter activity. The record is from RefSeq and is a predicted model, not a curated record. The transcript is spliced from 6 exons. Gene Ontology annotation, biological process: amino acid transmembrane transport. Bases 815 to 2473 code for a protein of 552 amino acids.
CCCCUUGUGAUGGGCGGUAUCGAGCUCAUUUCAUGUCGCGUCGACUGCGCUACUCAUCGUUAUCUUCAGAUUAAGGAGGUACGAUAUUCCAUGUCAGGUUAUUGACGCUUUGCCGAGGAACGUGGCAAACGCUUAUCAAAUCGUCCCACAAAAGAAAAGGUCCACGACAGUCCACGACUGAUCUAUUCGGUCAGGAGAGCCCGCACGCCGUCGAAGACGCCACAUGCCUACCUAACUACUCGCACCCAAACCAAGGAUGGAGAUCAACCUUCGCCUUGCGGAGACUGGAGAGAGCAGUAUGAGAGUAAAGGGCCGGAUAAACCUCGAGCCUGGACUCGGGAUAACUUGCCAACUCUUUCCCCAGAGUCUUUUCCCAUUCCAGUGACCUGCCCACCAGUCGACGUGUAACACGACGAUCGACGACCAGUCCUAUGGAAUUCAUUUUAGGGGAAGUGGGAGCCCGGCAGUCCAGAUAAGCUCGGGAUAGCCUACCCAUGGCCUCGUUCACCUUUGACAAUAUGUGGCAAACCAUAAACCAUCGACAACGGGUAUGAUAAUGGAAGCACGUAUGGCGAUGGAUUGAUAUAACCUGGAUCGGUCUCGUUCUGCACGACAUUGUUUUAUAAAGGCCGACAUUUUCCUGCAUGAGUCACUCUUGAUCAGGAGAUCCCAGAAACUCUGGGUCUGGUCCUCCUUCGAAAUUCGAUACUGCCCGAGACCCUACAAGGACACAUCAUACACCCUUCAAUCAACCGAGGGUGAUUGAGGACCUUCCAGCAAAGCCUGAAGUGACUAGAAGGGGCUUGUCCGCAAUAUGAUCGAGUCCAAAGAAAUAUCUGCUGGGCCGAUUACAGAGAUACCCUCGCAAGAUGAUGAAAAAAUCGGUACUGUCAACCCUGUCGGCGAAACACUCAAUCGGCAUGGAGAGGAUUACGCUGGCAAAUAUCGCCGCUCUUUCCUCUCUCGUCACAUUCAGAUCGUGACUUUGGGUAGCAACAUCGGAUCCGGUCUCUUCAUAUCCACAGGUAAAGCGCUGCGAAACGCCGGGCCUGGAAACAUGAUCAUUGGGUACACAGCCGUUAUGACAAUGGUCAUUGCAACGCUUCAAGCGCUGACCGAGAUGACGGUCGCCUUCCCAGUCUCAGGAAGUUUGAUCGACUAUGCCGACAGAUUCAUUGACCCUGCCCUAGCUUUUGGGAUUGGAUUUGGUGAAUGGUUGGCCUGGACCACCGUCCUUGCUGCCGAAGGUGCAGCGUUCAAUGUCAUCAUACAAUACUGGACCGACGCAGUUCCUGUUGCUGCAUGGAUGACCAUCAUCUUGAUCAUUACGUUCGGCAUUCAUGCUUGCCCCAACCGGGUCUUCGCCGAAGUCCAGUAUGCCACCUCGGUUCUGAAGGUGGUCGUCCUCCUCAUCUUCAUCUUCACGAGUGCUGCCAUGAUUGGAGGUGCUGGUCCGACAGGAAAAGUCCACAAUGGUGAAUACUAUCGUGAGCUUCCACCCUUUCUGCACAACGUCAAGGGUACGUGCCUCUGCGCUAUCUAUGCAAUAUGGGGUGUUGGCGACCAGGUGUAUGUUGGGAUUAUGGGCGGAGAGACCAAGAACCCUCGCUAUAGUAUGCCCAGAGCCGUGAAGAGCGUCGGCAUUCGCGUCUUCUUUUUCUUUAUGCUCAUCGUCGUCUUCAUCACUUUGCUCGUGCCUCUGGACGACCCUCGUCUGCUCGGAGGCUCGGGCAUCAACGCCUCGCCACUUGUCAUCGCCUUGAACGACGCCGGAAUCAACGUCAUUCCCCAGAUCCUCAACGCAUCCUUCCUUGUCAUCUCCGCCACUGGUGGUCUGGAACCACUGUACAUAGCUUCACGUGUCAUGCGCCACAUGGCUCUGUCCGGGAUGUUGCCCAAGAAGCUCGCACAGGUCGACAGCAAGGGUCGUCCGACGUGGUCCCUCUUCAUCACGGCCUUGUUCACCAUUACCUUUACAUAUAUCAAUUGCUCCAACACAGGUUCUGUUGUUUUCUCCUGGUUCUCCAGCGUCGCGUCGACCAUCUUCAUGAUCGCCUGGGUCAUCCUGGCAAUCUGCAGCAUCCGGUUCCACGCGGCCAUCCGCGCACAAAAGAGCACCAUCCUCGAAGGCAAAUACGCAUACCGGGCUCGCUUCUGGCCCGUUGGACCCAUCUUCUUGGGUGUUGGCGCGUUUUUGGUCCUGGUCGGUCUGUUCGCGGACGCUUUGUACCCUGUUGGUGGCACACCCUUGAGUGCGUACGACUUCUUCGAGACGUAUCUCGGCGUGCCGCUCGUACUGGCGGCUAUGAUCGGGUACAAGGUCAUUUUCCGUACCAAGAUCCGUCGCUCGAGAGAGAUCGACUUGGUCACGGGACACCAGCCUUUGACUGAGGAGCAGGAGAAGUUCUUGGACCAUUACUAUACUUUGCCGCUGUGGAGGAGAGUGUGGAGUUAUAUUUCGACCAGUGAUUGAUUGGUGGCUGCAUUGUGCAGAAGUAAGCCGGUAGGUAGCAGUGGCAUUAGUGAAACUUGGAGUUCAGGUUCGGGUUGACAUCGAGAAGGUCUUUGGAGUCGAAUACACCGUCGUCUAAGAUCCUGGAGGAAGUACAGUGGUAUAGGCAUAUUGGACCAGUGCGAUUAUAUUUUCUGGAAACAUGAGUCAAUGCCUAUCCGAUUUCGAAUCUAG